AUGUCCGCAGCCUGGCUCACAUCACCGGUCCAGCUGACAGGGAGUCGUGAUUUCACCUGUGAUGGCUUCACGACGGAAGAAUGCGACUAUUAUAUGCAGCGAUGGCAUUUUUGGUACGUCGCCGACUAUGUCUACGCUCUACCAACCAUCGCGUUCUUUAUGUGUUCAAUUGGGAUCUUCAUCAUCGGGUACUUUCUUUCCUCGAUACUGGGUUACCGGAGGAAAUUUCGUGGCCCUCAAAUAUGUCAGUUGAUCGCCUUCAUCCGAUACUUGUCCUACCGUGGCUUUCAUAUCCGGGCACUGGGAUGGAAUUCAGCUCCCUUGGGAGUUUUGUUACUGGGCGCAGCAGGGGCUGUCUAUUUCUGUUGCAUGGUACUCAUUCCCCAGCCUUACUACUGGUCCAGUCUGGAAUAUGGUAGUUCACCUCCCCUCGCGACCAGAUCGGGCUGGAUGGCGCUGGCGUGCAUGCCAUUUGUCUUCGCAACGGCCACCAAGACGAGUUGGAUCACCCUUCUCACCGGCGUCUCCCAUGAGAAGCUGCAAGUGUUUCACCGAUGGAUAUCCUACGGCUUCUUCGUUCUCGCGCUCUUGCAUACCUUCCCCUUCAUUGUCUUCCAUAUCCGAUUUCAUGACAUGGUCAUGCAUUUUGAAACGAGCCUUUUGUUCUACUGGACCGGAAUUGUGGCUAUCAUCUUCCAGGCAUGGCUUACCUUUGCGUCGCACAGUGUGAUUAGAAGACUGGGCUACGAAUUCUUCAAGGCGACACACUUCUCUGCUGCCGCCGUAUUCAUGCUAAUCUUCUUCUGGCACUGCGACUAUACUCUGACCUCCUGGCACUACUUUAUCGCGACAGCCGCGGUAUACGUCCCAUGCUUCCUCCACCCGUGGCUGCGGACGCUUUUCGAGUACGGAACGCGACAAAAGGCCCACCUCCACCUGGAGAGCAACGGCUUCAUCCGGAUCACAAUCCCCGCGGCCUUCCGGUGGCGGCCCGGCCAGCACUGCUUCCUCCGCUUCACGAACUUCGGACUGCUCCAUGCACUUUCAGCGCACCCGUUCACCAUCUGCUCCCUGCCCGCGGAAAAGCCCGGAGAAGAGUCCCGCCUUAUCUUCUACAUCCACCAUCAAGGCGGAUUCACGGCGCGUCUAUACGACUACGUCCUGGCGCACCCGGACGCCACUGUCUCGGUGCUCGUUGACGGCCCGUAUGGCGGGAUCAACAUGCCGUCCUACAGCCGCAGCGACAAUCUCCUGUUGAUUGCAGGAGGGUCGGGUCUUGGCUGGACCUUGCCGUUUAUCCAGCAAUUCCUCUCGUCGCGGUGCACGCCCAGGGACGUAGAAUGCGGCCACGAAGUAGACGUCGUGAGCGACGACGAUGCGAAAGCAGCAAGGCACAACAGCCCCCGCUCCCUACGGGUCAUCCUGGCAACCAGAGACCCCGACAGCCGCAUGUGGUUCGAUCAAGCCGUCAGGCGGCUGCGGGAGGAACUCGCCGUGCCCGGCACGGUGCUCAAUCUUCACAUCCAACUCCACCGCACCCGCGACGAGGCCGACCAGCAACCGACUCAGAGCCAACAGGCGCCCGUUGAGUGGAAAGAGCAGGGUCCCCGGCCCGCAAGCCGGGAUGGUCUACGUGAUCAAGCGAUGCGCACCAUGGUGGACUGCUACAAGGGCCGCCCACGCCUCCCUGGGAUCAUCCGCGAAGCGGUCCAGCCCGGCGAGUCGCUCGGGGUUUAUGUUUGUGGGCCCCUCUCGAUGCAGAGUGAUGUCCGCAAGGCGGUUGCCGACGAGAACGUGAAACUCUUGAAGGGGGGCCAGUCGGGGGGAGUUUAUCUGCAUUGCGAGCAUUUUCAAUGGGCGUAGUGGUAAGCAGAUGAAUUGUAGGGCC
This is a messenger RNA of Aspergillus saccharolyticus JOP 1030-1, 1888 nucleotides long. RefSeq names its product ferric reductase family protein. Bases 1 to 1863 code for a protein of 620 amino acids. Gene Ontology annotation, cellular component: plasma membrane. Gene Ontology annotation, molecular function: ferric-chelate reductase activity. NCBI's taxonomy places the organism in Eukaryota, Fungi, Ascomycota, Eurotiomycetes, Eurotiales, Aspergillaceae. The transcript is spliced from 6 exons. Gene Ontology annotation, biological process: copper ion import; intracellular iron ion homeostasis; iron ion transport. The record is from RefSeq and is a predicted model, not a curated record.